Molecule: messenger RNA, 1058 nt
Organism: Mustela erminea (ermine)
Lineage: Eukaryota; Metazoa; Chordata; Mammalia; Carnivora; Mustelidae
Product: glutathione S-transferase omega-2
Exons: 8
Coding region: 159-926 (255 amino acids)
Biological process (GO): L-ascorbic acid metabolic process; glutathione metabolic process
Cellular component (GO): cytoplasm
Molecular function (GO): glutathione dehydrogenase (ascorbate) activity; glutathione transferase activity
Source: RefSeq, a predicted model, not a curated record
CUUCAUACAGCUUGGCCGUAGGGCAUCCAAAGGCUUUCAGAAUUGGCCGGAGCUGCAAACGCCGGGGCCGGUUUACGGGAGGGGCGCGCUGGAGCGCGGCUAUUCUCGGAGCCUGCGGCCUCGGCGAGCGUUCUACGUCUCGCUCACGCUGGGAGAUCAUGGAGGAUGCGACUAGGUCCUUUGGGAAAGGAAGCCUCCCCCCCGGGCCGGUCCCAGACGGCCUGAUCCGCGUCUACAGCAUGAGGUUCUGCCCCUACGCGCACAGGACGCGCCUCGUCCUCCGGGCCAAAGGCAUCAGACAUGAAGUUGUCAACAUUAACCUGAGAAACAAGCCUGAGUGGUACUAUACAAAGCACCCUUUUGGCCAGAUUCCUGUCCUAGAGAACAGCAAAUGUCAGUUGAUCUACGAAUCUGUCAUCGCUUGUGAGUACCUGGAUGACGCUUACCCGGGGAGAAAGCUGUACCCAUAUGACCCUUAUGAGCGGGCUCGCCAGAAGAUGUUAUUGGAGUUAUUCUAUAAGGUCCCACACUUGACCAAGGAGUGUCUGGUAGCAUUGAGAUGCGGGAGAGAAUGUGCUGAUCUGAAGCUAGCCCUGCGUCAGGAAUUCUGCAACCUUGAAGAGAUAAUAUAUCCUGAAGUGGAGUUGCAGGUUCAUAUGAUUCUUGGCUAUCAGAAUACCAUCUUCUUUGGUGGAGACUGUAUAUCCAUGAUUGAUUACCUCUUUUGGCCCUGGUUUGAGCGGCUGGAUGUAUAUGGAAUCGCCGACUGUUUGAACCACACGCCAGCACUACGGCUCUGGACAGCAGCCAUGAAGCAGGACCCCACGGUGUGCGCUCUUCUCAUAGAUAGGAACAUUUUCUUGGGCUUCUUGAAUCUUUAUUUUCAGAACAACCCUGAUGCCUUUGACUAUGGACUAGCUUGCUGAGCCUCAGUCCAUCCCUUCACCAUCCAGAAUUCCCAAGCAUGUCGUGACUCUGCAUCAGGAAUUGUUUUGGUGGGUCAGUCAAUCUGUUCGUUUUCUUUGAGGUUCCCAAUAAACGUGGAGACAGAAAAUGUA